UCUUAUUUAGGUCCACUUACCCUUCCAGCUCUAAAAGUGAAUGUGUCUACCACUAAUGGCAAUGCUUAUCCAGUUAAUGGCACCAUCGUGUCCCUCCAUUGUGACACUGGGGGCCAGAAUGUGGUUAAUUACACUUUUUACAAAGAUGGAGCGACUGCCUGCUCCCAGCCCCAUGUGACCUGCGACAAAGACUUCCUGUACUUCCAGCCAAUCAUGAUGAGAGACACCGGGACAUACACCUGUAAAAUAGAGAACCGUGUCAGCAGUAACACCAGCCAGCCGCUCAGUCUAACAGUCAUAGCACGUGUAUCUGGGGUGGCACUGAGCAGUAAUGCAUCUGGGCUGCUGUGUCCUGGGAAGGAUUCAGUGAGACUCACAUGUUCAGCUCUUGGCACUAAUGUCACCUUCUCCUGGCACCUGGAUGGGGCACCAUUACCCACAAACCCCAGGUAUCACUUAAUGAAUUCCAACUCCAGCCUCAUUAUCAGCCCUGUGGAGAGAACAGACAGUGGAUCCUUUACCUGCACUGCCUCUAACAGUGUGAAUAGUGAGACCAGCAGCCCCCUGACUCUCAACCUUGGCUGUUCCAACCAUCUCUCCCCUGGUGCAAUAGCCGGCAUUGUGAUCGCUGCCCUGUUUGUUGUAGCGCUGAUACCUCUCACCGUAAUCUUCAUUCUCUGCAAGAAGAACAAGAACAACACUUCAACUCCCACAAAUCCUGUAUAUGAUAAUACCGGUGCCCAAGCACCAAACACUUAUGACCGUAUCAUUACAGGAUCAACGGCCCCAGGAAUCCAGCUAUCAGGAACUUCAAUUCCCACAUACUGAUUUGUAUAAUAACUUCAGGAAAACUCACAGAUAAUCCAGUUUAUUCCCAGUGUUGGAGACAUAAGAUAAAGAGAGAUAAAUUCACUCCACUUGCUACUAAUGGAGCACACAAGCUGUGGGUCAGAAUAGAGACUUCUGUUUCUUGUCUUCUCAGCAGAACAAAACAAAAAUUAUUAUUAUUAUUAACAUUUAUUUAUAAAGCGCCAACAUAUUCCGCAGCGCUGUACA
Molecule: messenger RNA, 1056 nt
Organism: Xenopus tropicalis (tropical clawed frog)
Lineage: Eukaryota; Metazoa; Chordata; Amphibia; Anura; Pipidae
Product: carcinoembryonic antigen-related cell adhesion molecule 1-like
Exons: 7
Coding region: 214-828 (204 amino acids)
Source: RefSeq, a predicted model, not a curated record